AUGCAAUUCCUCUUCCACUCCCAUCCGAAAUCCCUUCACCACAGCCGCCAUCACCACCACUGUCACUGCCGCAGCCUUGUCGAUUUUGCGGCCAUCAAGCACGUCAAAGACAGGGGCUUAGACCAUGCAGUAGAGCGAGAAAAGCACUUAAAGCCAGUGCUUACAAUAAAGAACUUGAUAAAAUCAGAGCCAUCAAAAUCACUUCCUAUCUCCAUAAUCACUCAACGAAAAGACUCCCUUAAAAUCCCAUUACGGCCAAUAGAGUUAAUCAGAAGAUAUCCUUCAAUCUUUCAAGAAUUUCUACCUGGCGGCAUUGGAAUCCAUCCUCAUGUCAAGUUAACACAACAGGUACUUGAUCUUGAUAGUGAAGAACAGUUAGUUUAUCAAAGUGAGAAUUAUAAGAAUGAUGUUGCUUGUAGGCUUUUAAAGUUGUUAAUGAUUUCAAGAAUGGAUAAAAUUCCAUUAAAGAUUCUUGAUUUUUUAUUAUGGGAUUUGGGUUUGCCUCAAGAUUUUGUCAAGAGUAUAGUUCCUGGGUUCCCUGAUUAUUUUAGAGUUAUUGGGGAUAAGAAUUUGUCGUCUAGGUCAGGUUCGGAUUUGGGGUUGGAGUUGGUUUGCUGGAGUAAUGAAUUGGUUGUUUCAGUUAUGGAAAAGAAGGCAAAAAGUAGAGAAAAUGGUUAUGUUAAAGGGAUGCCUAUUGAGUUUCCAAUGCAGUUUUCAAAGGGAUUUGAAAUGGAUAAGAGGUUGAAGCAGUGGUUAAGUGACUGGCAAAAGAUUCCUUAUUUUUCUCCCUAUGAGAAUGCUAUGCAUCUUGGGCCUAAUACUGAUGAAUCGGAUAGAUGGGCGGUGGGUCUAUUGCAUGAGGUUCUUAAUCUUUCUGUUUCGAAGAAAGUGGAGAAGGACACUUUGUUGUGUUUGGGAGAGUGGCUGGGGAUCCGGUCGAGGUUUAAGAGAGCAUUGCUACACCAUCCGGGGAUAUUUUAUUUGUCGAGUAAGAUAGGAACUUAUACUGUUGUUUUGAAGGAGGGAUAUAAGAGGGGAUUGUUAAUUGAGAAGAAUCCAGUGGUGGAUAUUAGGAAUCAGUAUAUUCAUCUUAUGCAUACGGAUGUUGAAGAACAUAAGUCAAUUAGCAUACCUGGAGGAAGCAAACAACAAGAAAAGAAGACUGAUGGCCAAUCUGAAGGACAAGGAGAAAAGGAGGAUGCUAAGGAUAGCGUGGAAGUGGCUGAUGCGGGGUGUGAUUUUGAGGAUGAUAGCGAAGAUGAGUGCGAAUAUGAUGAUGAUGACGAGGAGGAGGAGGAGGAAGGUGAGAGUAGGACACAUACUCAUAGAAAUGCCCCAACUAAUAGGGGAAGAGCAGACAGGAAUAGCAAUUUGGAUGUGAGGGGGCAUUCAAGGAAUGCUAGGAGGGAAAGGGGGGUCGAGAAACACCAUGGUAAGGCAAGGGAUAAAAUUGUACCAAAAGACGACUAUAAGUACAAUGAUGACGAGAAGGAGGAAGGAGAGAGUAGGACACAUGCUCGAAGAAAUACCCCAAGGGGAAGAGCAGACGGGAAUAAAAAUUUGGAUGCGAGGGGGCAUUCAGGAAAUGCUAGAAGAGAAAGGGGGUUGAGAAACACCAUAGUAAGACAAGGGGUAAAGUUGCAACAAAAGAUGACUAUAAAUACAAUGAUGAUAAUGGGGAGAAAGGUGAGAGUAAGAGACAUGCUCAUAGAAAUGCCCCAAGUAGCAGAGGAAGAGGAGAUAAGAAUAAAAAUUUGGAUUCAAGGGGGCAUACAAGGAAUGCUGGAAGAGAAAGAGGAACUGAAAAGAACUAUUUCAAGACAAAGGAUAAAUUUCUACCAAAAGAUUCUAGCAGAAAAGAAAUGA
This is a messenger RNA of Dovyalis caffra, 1866 nucleotides long. The record is from the annotation of a GenBank genome assembly. NCBI's taxonomy places the organism in Eukaryota, Viridiplantae, Streptophyta, Magnoliopsida, Malpighiales, Salicaceae.